Molecule: messenger RNA, 1024 nt
Organism: Phalaenopsis equestris
Lineage: Eukaryota; Viridiplantae; Streptophyta; Magnoliopsida; Asparagales; Orchidaceae
Product: SUPPRESSOR OF GAMMA RESPONSE 1-like
Exons: 5
Coding region: 179-1024 (281 amino acids)
Biological process (GO): regulation of DNA-templated transcription
Cellular component (GO): nucleus
Molecular function (GO): transcription cis-regulatory region binding; DNA-binding transcription factor activity
Source: RefSeq, a predicted model, not a curated record
UUAAACGCGAUUUGUGACUUGACUGGAGCUGGCAGCGCUGUAUUCUCACUCUCCUGAAACACGCCGACAGGAAGUUAAUCGACGAUCCAUCUGGCGAUCGCUGAUACAUCAGCUUAUCGCCGGCGGCUCUCGGAAUCCCUCUGGACAGAAAUAUUGUCUCUUCGGUAUUUUCCGGAGGAUGACCGGACCAUCAUGGUUGGUUGAUAGUAAACGAAUUGCCAAAAAGAUAAAAAGUGCAUCAAAGAAGGCAGAUCCCACUAACAUCCAAUGGAUUAGCAACCCCACUAAAGCUUGUCCACGGUGCAACUACAUUCUCGAUAAUAGUGAUGUUAUCCAAGAGUGGCCAGGCUUACCUCAUGGUGUCAAAUUUGAUCCGACUGAUCAUGAGCUUCUGUGGCAUUUGAUCGCUAAAGUUGGAAAAUCAGGUGGAAGUCCUCAUCCUUUCAUAAAUGAGUUUAUCCCAACAGUCGAAAAGGAUGAUGGAAUAUGCUAUACACAUCCUCAGAAAUUACCAGGAGUUAAAAUGGAUGGGAGUGUUACUCACUUUUUUCAUAGAACGUUCAAGGCAUACAACACUGGGACUCGCAAGCGUCGUAAGAUAAACACCGAGGAUCAUGGGGAUGUUCGCUGGCACAAAACAGGAAAGACAAAACCAGUGGUUUUAGAUGGGGACCAACAGGGAUGUAAAAAAAUUAUGGUUCUGUAUGCCAGUGCUGUCAAGGGAGGCAAAGCUGAGAAGACUAAUUGGGUGAUGCACCAGUACCACCUUGGCACUGGUGAGGACGAAAAAGAUGGCGAAUUCGUUGUCUCUAAAAUAUUUUAUCAGCAACAGUUCAAACCAUUUGAAAGAGGCAGAGUAGAACCAAUCAUUGAGAAUGAAGAGACAGGUAGUGGAGAAAUGGAAACUGUGAUGUGUGCCGGAUCUUCAACUCCUGAUUAUCAUGGGGAAAACCAACAUCUGAUCAAAAUCUCUGAGAUCUCUGAUCAGGCUGAUCUUAUCCAAACUUACUCAGCAGAAAACUAG